This is a messenger RNA of Kogia breviceps (pygmy sperm whale), 2924 nucleotides long. The record is from RefSeq and is a predicted model, not a curated record. NCBI's taxonomy places the organism in Eukaryota, Metazoa, Chordata, Mammalia, Artiodactyla, Physeteridae.
UUAUUUUGGGGUGUGUUGGGUCUUCGAUGCUGCACGCGGGCUUUCUCUAGUUGUGGAGAGUGGGGGCUACUCUUCAUUGUGAUGUGAGGGCUUCUGAUCGCGGUGGCUUCUCUUGUUGCAGAGCAUAGGCUCUAGGUGCGUGGGCCUCAGUAGUUGUGGCUCGCAGGCUCUAGAGCUGAGGCUCAGUAGUUGUGGUGCAUGGGCUUAGUUGCUCUGCGGCGUGUGGGCUCUUCCUGGGCAGGGCUCGAACCCGUGUCCCCUGCAUUGGCAGGCGGAUUCUUAACCACGGCGCCACCAGGGAAGUCCCAUCCACUCAUCUUUUUACUCUUUCUAUGGUUUUGCCUUUUCCAACGUGUCAUAUAAUUGGAAUCAUACAGCAAGUAGCUUUUUCAGAUUGCCCUUUUUCAGUAAGUAAUGUGCAUUUAAGGUUCCUCCAUGUCUUUCCAUGGCUUGAUAGCUCAUUUCAUUUAACACUGAAUGAUAUUCUGUGGUACAGAUGUACCAUUUUAUUUAUCCAUUCACCUUUUGAAGGACAUUUUAGUUACUUCCAGUUUUUGGCAAUUAUGAAUGAAGCUGCUGUUUGUGUUCAGGUUUUUGCGUGGACAUAAGUUUUCAAUUCAUUUGGGUAAAAACCUAGGAGUGCCUUUGUUUUGCUUUUUGGAGCUUUCUGGAAUUUUUUUUCCCCUGAAUAUUUUUGAUCUGCAGUUGGUUGAAUAUGCAGAUGCGGAACCCAAGGAUACAGAAGGAGGACUGUAUACUCCAGAUUUUAUAACAAAUAAUUCCAGAAAGAAACUACGCUUCCAGUAUCCUGGACUUCAGGAAAGAAGUAUUCUCUUCAUGCAUUCUAAAAUAACGAUGGUUCAGGUGUUCUAAACCACAAAGAUAUAUUCCUUUGAAUCAACCUAAAGCUGCAACUGAUGCCUCAGUGUGUUUGGAGAAUAAAUGUGGAUAUCCCUGAAGAAGCUAAUCAGAAUCUUUCAUUCAGUGCUACUGAGCGAUGGUGGGAACAGACAGAUUUGACCAAACUAAUCAUAUCCAACAAUAAACUUCAGUCACUUACUGAUGACCUCCGACUCCUUCCUGCACUGACUGUUCUUGAUAUACAUGAUAAUCAGCUGACAUCCCUUCCUUCUGCUAUAAGAGAGUUAGAAAAUCUUCAGAAACUUAAUGUCAGCCAUAACAAACUGAAAAUACUCCCUGAAGAAAUUACAAAUCUAAGAAACCUGAAGGGCCUAUAUCUCCAGUAUAAUGAACUAACUUGCAUACCAAGGGGAUUUGAACAACUUUCCAACUUAGAAGAUUUAGAUCUUUCGAACAAUCGUCUUACAACUGUUCCUGCUAGUUUUGCUUCUCUAUCCAGCCUGCUGCAACUCAAUCUUUCCAGUAAUCAACUGAAGAGUUUGCCUGCAGAAAUAAGUGGAAUGAAAAGAUUAAAGCAUUUGAAUUGUAAUUCAAAUCUCUUGGAAACUAUACCUUCUGAAUUGGCUAGCAUGGAAUCACUAGAAUUGCUUUAUUUGCGGAGGAAUAAAUUACGUUUUCUACCGGAAUUUCCUUCUUGUAAAUUAUUAAAGGAACUACAUGUAGGUGAAAACCAGAUUGAAAUGUUAGGGGCAGAGCACCUUAAGCAUCUGAAUUCUAUCCUUGUGCUAGACCUGCGAGAUAACAAGUUAAAAUCUGUUCCAGAUGAAAUUACACUCUUGCAAUCUUUGGAAAGGCUAGACCUAAGCAACAAUGAUAUUAGUAGUCUGCCCUGUUCAUUGGGAGAACUUCAUUUGAAAUUCCUGGCACUAGAAGGAAAUCCUUUGAGAACGAUUCGAAGAGAAAUUAUAAAUAAAGGAACCCAAGAAGUCUUAAAAUAUCUACGAAGCAGGAUUAAAGAUGAUGGACCUAGCCAAAGUGAUUCUGUUACUGAGACUGCCAUGACACUACCAAGUGAAUCUAGAGUCAAUGUACACGCCAUCAUCGCAUUAAAAAUAUUAGACUAUAAUGAUAAACAAACAACUUUGAUUCCUGAUGAAGUGUUUGAUGCAGUAAAAAGUAACAUUAUCACUUCUGUUAACUUCAGUAAGAAUCAGCUAUGUGAAAUUCCCAAAAGGAUUGUGGAACUGAAGGAAAUGGUUUCUGAUGUCAAUCUCAGUUUUAAUAAGCUUUCCUUUAUAUCCUUGGAAUUAUGUAUGCUUCAAAAAUUAACUUUUUUAGAUCUCAGAAAUAAUAUUUUAAAUUCUUUGCCUGAAGAAAUGGAAUCAUUGAUAAGACUACAAACAAUCAACCUUUCCUUUAAUAGGUUCAAAAUACUACCUGAAGUUCUGUAUAGAAUUCCCACACUUGAAACAAUUUUGAUUAGUAACAAUCAGGUUGGAUCUGUGGACCCUCAGAAAAUGAAGACAAUGGAAAAUCUGAUUACAUUGGACCUUCAAAAUAAUGACCUCCUACAAAUUCCACCAGAGCUCGGGAAUUGUGUGAACUUAAGGACAUUGCUACUAGAUGGAAAUCCGUUCCGUGUUCCUAGAGCAGCCAUAUUAAUAAAAGGAACAGCUGCUAUUCUGGAAUAUUUGAGAGACCGAAUUCCUACUUAGAUUGGAGUUGUUACAUAAUCUUGGUUAUGUUAAUUCUUAGAGUUCUUAGAUUGAUAACAUAUUUCUAAGGUAUCAUGUACAUUUAUAAUGGUGUAACUACAUAUAGUGUUCAUACAUUUGCUCUGAAUGUUUUGCAUAAGAUUUAUCCUCACUUUCAUUCUCUUAUAACACAGCAAACAGUUUCUUCAGAAGUGAAUUUUUAUUUAUCAUAGUUUAAUAUUUUUAUAAUGACAAAGCAUUGUUGUAGAGGUGGUUUUUUUUUCCCCAUUUCUGUUUGUGUUACGUAUAUUAUGACCAAUUGACUUGAAUAUGACCAUCCAAUUUCUACCUUUUUAUUGGAUAUAAAAU